AAAGGUCAAAGUGCAGUUUUCUUGUUGUGGAUUUGCUGUUGGGGGUUGUUCCCCGCGUUGUUUUUUUGUAAGCUAAUUCCAUAUUUUUUACUAAGAAACGGCGCACAGUUUGAAUCCUUGAUGGCAAGCAAUGCAGAAUCAUCAUCAAACGUUGCUGCGAGUGAAAUCACAAAGACACAGAUACCACCAUGUCAUUAUGAAUAUUUGGAUCACACAGCUGAUGUUCAAUUGCAUUCUUGGGGAGACACGCUUCAAGAAUCAUUUGAACAGGUUGCUAUAGCAAUGUUUGGUUACAUGACAGAAAUUGAUAAGGUGGAAAUCAAGCAAACUCAGUCUAUUGAAGCUGAAGGUGAUGACGUGUUGUCGUUACUCUUCCAUUUUUUAGAUGAAUUCUUGUUUCUAUUUUCUGCUGAUCCAUUUUUUAUACCGAGGAAAGUACAAAUAGUUGAAUUUGAUAUGAAAAACUUUAAAAUACAAGCAAUUGGAUUUGGUGAGACUUUCGACCUUUGUAAGCAUCCCCAGGGAACAGAAGUCAAGGCAAUCACAUAUUCAAAUAUGCAAGUUCAUGAAGAUCGCCCAACCAAUGACAUAUAUGUCAUUAUUGAUAUUUAGAAAUUUUCUCCAAUGAACUAGUUUUAAGACCAAGAAAAGGUGCGGCUGCACUAACACUGAAUGUCAACUUGGGGGUGGGGGUGUGUGGAUGUUCACACCCACCUUAUCCUCGCCAUGAUCGGUGAGCAAAUUUUAGAUGCCUGGAAAUAUUUUCCUCCUUCGAACAAUCUUUUAGCUGUGAAGCAAAUGAAAAUGUCCUUUAACACUACAGACACCCCCUAUUCAAACUGGCCCCAAAAUAAUUAUGGGGAAUGUGGCAUCCUAUUAUAUUCUGUGUAAUAGAGGCCCUACAAUGGUGCAUCCAUUUCCCUGUAUUAUUUAGCAUUGAUACUAAUGACUGUAGAUUACAAAUUAAGUAUGCGGAUGACAGUGUCAU
Anneissia japonica is the source of this 988-nucleotide messenger RNA. RefSeq names its product protein archease-like. Gene Ontology annotation, cellular component: tRNA-splicing ligase complex. Bases 121 to 612 code for a protein of 163 amino acids. The transcript is spliced from 9 exons. The record is from RefSeq and is a predicted model, not a curated record. Gene Ontology annotation, biological process: tRNA splicing, via endonucleolytic cleavage and ligation. NCBI's taxonomy places the organism in Eukaryota, Metazoa, Echinodermata, Crinoidea, Comatulida, Comatulidae.